Molecule: messenger RNA, 4189 nt
Organism: Trichobilharzia szidati
Lineage: Eukaryota; Metazoa; Platyhelminthes; Trematoda; Strigeidida; Schistosomatidae
Source: the annotation of a GenBank genome assembly
AUGACAGAUCGAUAUAAUGGGAUUAUUGAUGAUCAAAUUACAGCAUCAUCUUCAUUCUCAGAUCAAACAACACCAAAUUAUGGAAGACUGCAUAUAUCGGAUGCGUAUUUAUUCGAUCAAGAAUUACAAGGUGCAGGUGCAUGGGUUGCCUUGGAUCAAGAUGAUAAACAAUGGAUACAAAUUGAUUUAUUAAAACGUAAAGUCAUACAGAGUGUAGCUACUCAAGGCAGACAAGGUGCAAGGCAAUGGGUACAAGACUAUUAUAUUCAUUAUACGGAUUCAGAUGAACCAGUUCAUUGGUCUGUGAUAAAAGAUGAUAUGGGUCAACCAUUGCUGUUCGAUGGAAAUGUUGAUGACAAUACUGUAAAAUUCAAUAAUUUCUCCUAUCCAAUUGUUGCGCGUUUUAUACGCUUAAAUCCACAAAGAUGGCAUGAUUUAAUUUCACUGAGAAUGGAGUUAUUCGGCUGUGAUUAUCGUCCAUUUGUUGCUUAUUUAGAUGGUACAAGUUGGAUUGACCUACGCUUAGAUCUUCCAGGACGUGCAACUCAAACUGUUAUGGAUGAAAUAAGCUUUAGAUUUCGUACAAGAGAAGUGAAUGGUCUGAUAUUGUACGGGGAUUCAAGUCAGGGUGACUAUUUUUGUGUAGAGCUUUAUAGAGGAAGAUUACGAGUUCGUGUUAAUCUCGGUACAGUUCCCUUAUCCAGUGAACCCACUGAUAAUACAGUGGAUGCAGGCAGUCUCUUAGAUGAUGAUCAGUGGCAUGAUGUUAAAAUUAUUAGAGAACAAAAGAAUUUAAACAUAUCUGUUGAUCGAAUUAAAGUGUGGAGGAACAUCUCAGCUAUAUUCCUACAUAUGAACAUGAAUCGAAAUCUAUCAGUUGGAGGUUUGCCAGACUUUUCAAAUCGUCGGGGUGUAAGCGUCAGUCAGAAUUUUAUUGGCUGCAUAGAAGAGUUUAUUUUCAAUGGUGUACACAUAAUAAGAGAUGCUCAACGAUCAUUGUUGAAAAUUACUCAAUCACAAACUGAUGGUAACCUAGAAAUCCCGUGGGAAGAAGCUCUUGGCUAUCCAAAACGCAAUUCUUUUCUAUGGUGGGGUCCACCUGUUACUGAAGAGAAACUUAAUAUCAGUGGAUUGGCUAUCGGUGGCUCAGGUGUAAUAGGAACAGAAUGUCCAGGUGGUGUGAUAGACAAUACUGUUUUAACAUUUCCUGAUGUUCAACAAUAUAUUGUCUUUUUAAAAAUUGAACGAGAUGGCGGGACAAAUGUUUUACAAUUUGAAUUUGGUUUCCGAAGUCUUAAUAGAGGUGGAAUAUUAUUUUAUCAUACUGUUGAUAAGGACAAUAAUUACAUAUCUUUUGGCAUGGAAGAUCAUACUGGACAUUUAACCUUGGAAAUUAUACUGCCUGGUGUAUAUAUUAUUAAAUAUACCAUACAGAAUAAAGAUUCUGCAGCCAGUAAUGGAACAUUUGCUGAUGGUUUAUGGCAUUCUGUUAAAUUCAGUAUGUCACAAAAUUUAGUGAAGCUUACCGUGGAUAACAUUGUCUACACUACUGUACAAAAUAUGACAUUACCGUUGUAUUUCGAUAAAGUCUCAUAUAUUGGUGGUGGUCGACCGCAACGUUAUUCAUUUCAAGGUUGUCUACGACAGAUACGUAUCAAUGGAAUUGAUGUGGAAUGGGAUAAAUUAGAUCCAUCAGCUCGUCAUCGAAGUAUUAUUAAUGGAAGUUGUAUGAUACAAGAUCGAUGCAAUCCAAAUCCAUGUAAACAUGAUGCUCCAUGUUCACAGACUGGUGCCACCUUUUACUGUGAUUGUACAAACACUGGUUAUGCAGGAGCUGUAUGCCAUCAAAGUGAAUAUUUCACAUCAUGUUCAGAAGCUGGACUGUUUUAUUCUCUUCAACAGUCGACAAUUAACAUCACUAUUGAUAUGGAUGGAUCUGGUGUAUUAAAGCCUAUUGAGGUGACAUGUGAUUUUACAGAUCAGAACACAGUUAUGACACUGUUAAAUCAUGAUGCUCCUGGUGAUAUUAUAGUUGAUGGUUAUCAAGCUCCUGGUUCAUACAGACGUAAAUUAAAUUAUGGACGCGCUGACAGAGAUACGCUAGGGGAACUGGUACGACGAGCGGUUGAGUGUGAUCAAUCGCUUACUUAUCAGUGUUGGAAUGCGAAACUUCUUCAAUUGCCUGCCGGAGGUGGAACAACUUAUGAAAAUCGUGCUUGGGGAUGGUGGGUUAGUCAAGAAGGCAGACCACAGUUUUAUUGGGGCGGGGGAGUACCAGGUUUACAAAAAUGUGCAUGUGGCGUCGAGGGAACAUGUACAGGAGAUUCGUUAACUUGUAAUUGUGACAGUGAUGGAUCAGCAACUCCACCGUUAGUUGACACAGGAUUAUUACAAUUUAAGGAUCAUUUACCAGUUAUGGAAGUUCGAUUUGGUGAUACCGGUGGAAUCAAUGAUAAUAAACGUGCAGCCUAUCGAGUUGGACCACUGCGUUGUUAUGGUGAUAAGUUAUUUGAUAAUACUGUCACUUUUCGAAAGGUGGAUGCAAAUCUUGAAUUACCACCAUUAUAUUCAGAAUUUGCAUUUGAUAUGUCAUUUAUAUUUAGAACAACUAUCACGGAUGCUGUUAUUAUGCAAAACAAUGGACGCGUAUCAAAACAAUUCUUUGAAGUUCGUAUUCGAAACGGAAAUGCAUUACGUGUUGCUUUCAAUGUUGGCAAUGGAAUUCAGUUGACAGAAGUUAUAACAGCACAUUGGCUUAAUGAUAAUCGAUGGCAUGUAGUACGCUUUGAACGUAAUCGUAAAGAAACACGUUUAAUUGUAGAUACACAAGAACCAUCUGUUAUCAUUGAAUCAUCACAACGUUCAUUUCAAGGAUUUGAUUUUGAUCAACCUCUUUAUGUUGGUACAACUCAGGCUUUUACAGAUGGUUAUGUUGGCUGUUUAUCAAAUCUAUUAAUCAACGGUGUUGUACAAGAUAUGCGUGGUUUAGUUGAGCGUGGUGUUUUCACUUAUGGUUUAAGUGCUGGUUGUAAACCGAAAUGUGAUACAAAUCCAUGCUUAAAUAGAGGUGAAUGUGUUGAACACUAUUCACAUUAUCUUUGUGAAUGUGGACUAACACCAUAUCGUGGUUUUAUAUGUGGACGACAAAUCGGCGGAACAUUCAACAGUGGUCCAAUGGUGAAAAUUUUACUCGGCAGACCAAAAGAUCGUUUAGGCACUGUUGAAGAAUAUAUUCAAGUUGGCUUUAAAACAAAGUCAAAACGUGGCAUACUCAUGGAAAUGCGUGGAGAAGGAGAAAGUAAUUAUAUUAUUAUCAAAGUGAACAAUAAUGGUGGAAUAACAAUUGAAUUCGAUGUUGGAUUCAAACGAUACGAAGUGACAACUAACUAUGAAAUAGACUUAACUAACGAUCAACAUCACAUGGUCUACGCAUGGAGAACGGAUUUAGGCACUAAAUGGCACUUAAAGGUCGACGAUUAUAAUGAAGUAGUAGAAGACUUCAGUAGUCUUUUAUCGCCAACAGCUGAUGUGAGAUUGGAUGACCCAUACGUCAUAUAUAUGGGUCGAAAUGAUACAAUGCAACCGGCUGACGGUUUCGAUGGAUGCAUUUAUGCUGCACAAUGGAAUAACAUUUUCCCUUUGCAUUUAGCCUAUGAAGAACCAAGAAGUGCACUGGUUGAAAUGGUUCCAGCAGAUUCUGUUCGAGAAGAUUUAUGUGGUUUCAUUGAAAUAUUACCACAACAGGAACCUGUAGAGAUACGUCCUUCUCCAGCUAUUCCACCUAAUAUUACUAUGCCAGAAGUUACAGAUGACAAAGAACGAGAAAACAGGAUUAUUGCUGGAGUCGUCUCUGGAAUAAUCCUAAUUCUAUCUGUUAUCGCCUUAGUACUAUUCUGUCGUCAUUUCACGUUUGAAAGAGGUGACUACAAGACAAGAGAAGCUAAAGGUGCAUCACGUAUGAAAACUGCUGAUAUGGCUAUACAGUUUGGGCGUACAGGACAACCAGAAGUUCAAGGAAAAGAAUGGUGGAUAUGAAUUUACGUAACUAGGUGAAAUAGUCUUUCAAAUAUACAAAUGUACUUGGUUUGUAAUUGUAAGUAAACUAUACGAAGAACAAAAAUAGCGUCAUUUUUUGAUACACUUUUGCUACAGCUCCUUUUUGUUACUUCUACAUCAUAAUUUUGUACAG